AUGAGCGACGCAGAUGGCAAGCGCCCACGUCAAGACGACGGCCAUGGGCCGGAUCCUAAGCGUCCUCGCGAGUCCGCCCCCGCUUCUGGAAACGCAACUCCUACGUUGACCAAUCUUCCGUCCGAUGUUGAGCCCGCUGUCUCACGUUUGGGACUGAAGCCUCAGCUCCCCGAGCUUCCGCCAUCCCUGGAGCUUGUGACUGGAUCGAAGCCCGACCUUGCUGCUAGGCAAGGCUUUGUGGGAGAGGCCGACGUCGGCAUCAUUGGCUAUGUCGGUGACGCUAGUUUCCAAGGCGUUCAAGGUGUCAUCAAACAGAGGUACACGGACUUUUUGGUCAAUGAGAUCUCUUUGGACAGUGAGAUUCUUCACCUCAAGGACAUUGGCAAACCGGUGGAGCCAGAGCCGGAACCGAGCGAGGCUCCCAAGGAGGCCGCCGCCGUACCCGCUCCUGAGCAGGACGAAACCGACGUCGGUCUGCCAGCUGAGCUGCAGUUCGCGACUCACGCCAACUGGUCACAGAAAACCACUGUGGCCCUUCGCUCGCACUUUGAUGACAAGACGAUCAUCAGCCUGCACGCCUUGCUCGUCGAAGGCAAGAACCCACCCCCUAAGCAAGACUCCGGGUGGGGUUCUCGCCCCACCCAACGCACAGAGCAGACAGAGGAAGAGAUGGCGCUCAACAUUCAGGAGCAACCGGCUCCGACCCAAGGUCGCGACCGUGGCAAGGGCCGAGGUGGACGUCAAGGCGGAAAGGGAGGUCGUGACGGUCCGUGGAAGGCCGAGGACACUCGUGAGGUUGUCUCGCAGGUGAUCGCCGCCAAGGAUAGUCGUACCGCCGCCCACGGAGUCAUCCGCGAACAAUUCAACGGCACAUUCGAAACGUCGUCGCGUGAGGCUGUCGAAGGACAAUGUCUGGUCAUCAAAUGGUCGUCGGCACGCCAGGGCCGCCAAGACAGGAAGCCUCGCGGUCCCCGUCUUCCCCCUUACAUUCAUUUUACGUUGCACAAGACUAGCAGGGAGACGCAAGACUGCCUUGGUCACCUCAGCCGCAUUCUCAACGUCCACUCGAAGGACUUGACUGUGUGCGGUACCAAGGAUAAGCGUGCUGUUACCGUUCAACGUGUCUGCGUCAAGCGUGGCAACCUCACUUUGGAAAGCGUGUGGAACACUGUUAACGGCAUCAAGUCUGGUCGGAGGACGGCCGAGACUGCUGUUGUUGAGCGUGGAGAGCGUGGAACGCGAAUCGGCGAUCUUGCAUACUCGCAAAAGCAUCUCGAGCUGGGUAUGCUCCGCGGUAACCACUUUACUAUUAUCCUAAGGAAUGUUCGCGUCGACAGUGUGGAAGAAGUUGACCGGGCUAUGACCUCCAUCCGGGACCACGGAUUUAUCAACUUUUUUGGAAUGCAGCGCUUCGGAACAUCGACGGUUCCAACGCACGUUACUGGUCUACUCCUUCUGCAGCAAAAGUGGGGUCAGGCUAUCGAUUCUAUUCUGUCGCUUCGCGAUGGCGAACACCCCGACUGCACCCGCGCGCGUCUGGCGUGGCUCGAGGAUGGUGACUACCGCAGGGCUCUGGAGCUCAUGCCCCGUCGCUCUGUCACCGAGCGGGCAAUCUGGGAGUACUGGAAGAAGGGGAACCGUCUGGAGGACAAAUUGGGCGCCCUUGCUAGCAUACCCCGCAACAUGCGUACCAUGUACGUCCACGCGUACCAAAGCUAUAUCUGGAACCUCAUCACUUCCGAGCGUAUCAAAAUGUCGAGCACGUCGCCCCUCGCGGGUGAUCUCGUCUUCGUCGAUGGAGGAGAUGACGAGCAGGACGAGAGGCAGGCUGAAUCGUCGUCGUCUCGCGACGUGAAGCACCUCACUGAAGAGGACCUCGGCAGCUACACAAUCCAGGACGUCAUCCUCCCCAUGCCUGGGUGGAACGUCGAGUACCCUGAAGGUGCCAUUGGCAAGAUGUACCAGGAUAUGCUCGCGGCGGACGGGCUGGACGCCAACCGCAUGCGUCGCGACCAGCGCGAGUAUUCGCUUCCUGGAUCGUACCGUAAGGUGAUCCACAUGCCAACGAAUGUGUCGUGGGAGCACAUCCGUUACACAGACCCCGACCUGCCGUUGUCGCAGUCGGACGAGGACCGCAUCUUGGGCUUCAACCCGCCAGCGGCGGACGACCCCGAGGGCAAGUUCCGCUCUCUUAGCAUCUCGUGGACACUUGGAACUUCGUCGUACGCCACCAUGGCUCUACGUGAGAUUACUCGUCAAGAGACCGCCACCUGGAACCAGAUCAGUCUCACCUUGGAGGGCGAGGACCAGGCGCACAAGGGCACCGGAAAGGAGGCCUAA
Messenger RNA from Apiotrichum porosum, 2340 nucleotides. RefSeq lists its product as uncharacterized. Gene Ontology annotation, molecular function: pseudouridine synthase activity; RNA binding. Gene Ontology annotation, cellular component: nucleus. NCBI's taxonomy places the organism in Eukaryota, Fungi, Basidiomycota, Tremellomycetes, Trichosporonales, Trichosporonaceae. The transcript has 8 exons. Bases 1 to 2340 code for a protein of 779 amino acids. Gene Ontology annotation, biological process: pseudouridine synthesis. The record is from RefSeq and is a predicted model, not a curated record.